AGCAGUAUUAGAGUUGACUAGAGUGGUUUGCAGUGGUUUUGUUUAUGGCUGUUUGGUUCAAGGAGGGUUUUAGGGUUUUCAUUGUGCGGUCUUGUUUUAAUGCUUGAUGGGGACAAAUAUGGUUGAAGAUAAGGAGAUUCUAGUGAACUGGGCCGAAAUGCGGCAGUCGCUGUUGAGAAGUGCGAAGAAAAUGGCUGCUAAUCUCUUUAAGUUAAGAAUUUUGUACAACAAGUUAGACUAUUAUGCUCAAUUGGAGGUGUUAGAAGACAAGAUGAUAAUUACCCCUGACGACAUGGACAUCGAUACAGUCCUUUUCUUUGAAAGCCAUUUCCAGGGAGCCGAACCAAUCGUUGAUGAAGAAAGAAAAGUAUUCCGUUUACAGUUCAAUUUUAAAAAUUCAAGAAGAUCGCCAAUAAUUGCUAUUGUAAAGGACCGAGAUACCUUAACAAGACUGGAAAGUGCUGUCAGUAAAUUAUUUGGGGCUUCGACAGAUUUCGAUCCGAAUGAGAUAACAAUGGAAGAAGAAAAGAAACAAUCAACUAAUAAAAUAAAAAUUACAAAAUCAUAAACAUCAAAUUUUAUGCACUUCUCUUGUUUCCUCAACAAUGUAGCUUCUGUAGGGUUUUACACAAAAUACAAAUUUAUGUAUGCACAUACCAUUUUGAUAACAAGAAUAAUUUCAGUUUUGUAAUUCAGUAUAUUUGUUGGCAGUUACUCCUUUAUAUUUGUCAAUAAAUAAAGCAA
This is a messenger RNA of Zophobas morio, 744 nucleotides long. RefSeq lists its product as uncharacterized. The transcript is spliced from 3 exons. Bases 107 to 568 code for a protein of 153 amino acids. The record is from RefSeq and is a predicted model, not a curated record. Lineage: Eukaryota; Metazoa; Arthropoda; Insecta; Coleoptera; Tenebrionidae.